This is a messenger RNA of Populus euphratica (Euphrates poplar), 1770 nucleotides long. RefSeq names its product metal tolerance protein 10-like. Gene Ontology annotation, biological process: transmembrane transport; monoatomic cation transport. The coding region runs from base 185 to 1390 and encodes 401 amino acids. Lineage: Eukaryota; Viridiplantae; Streptophyta; Magnoliopsida; Malpighiales; Salicaceae. Gene Ontology annotation, cellular component: membrane. The transcript is spliced from 7 exons. Gene Ontology annotation, molecular function: monoatomic cation transmembrane transporter activity. The record is from RefSeq and is a predicted model, not a curated record.
GACUACCUUGUUAUGGUUCAAGGCAUAACGAACACCUUCCGGGAUCUUCCUGAGGACAUCUUCAAUUAACGAUGGAAUUAAGAAAUCAAAUCUUACUGAAGGAAUAAUAUGAAACAAGCUGAUCGUAUGAUAAGAGUGACAAUCCUACCUUCUCUGCAAGCAAAAACUCUUCUGCCGACAAAAAAUGGUUACUAGUCCCCGAAUCGAUUCGUUCGACUAUAGAACCGAGCUUUUAUCACCUCCCCCACCUGGCGAGAAUGCUUCGGUCACAAGCGUGCCAUCAUGGCGUCUUAAUAUGGAUAAAUUUCAGCUGCCGGAGAGGCGUGCAGAUUCCGAUGUUGGCUUAGGAAGUUUUUUUAAGACAAUCAGGAGACAGAGGAAAAUUGCAGAAUACUACAGGAAGCAGGAAGAGCUUCUCGAGGGGUUCAAUGAAGUGGACACAUUCACCGAGUUGGGUAUUUCCCCCGAGGGCUUGACUGAGAAUGAAAUGAAGCAGCUAGCAAAGAGGGAGAAGAUAGCAAUAUAUGCAUCCAAUGUGGCAAACUUGGUGCUUUUCGUGGCAAAAGUUUAUGCUUCGGUUCAGAGUAGAUCAAUGGCUGUCAUAGCAUCAACCUUGGACUCUCUUUUGGAUCUCUUGUCAGGUUUCAUUCUAUGGUUUACUGAUCAUGCUAUGAAGAAACAGAAUCAGUACCAGUAUCCCAUUGGCAAGCAGAGGAUGCAACCUGUGGGGAUAGUAGUUUUUGCAUCAGUAAUGGCAACUCUUGGGCUACAAAUAUUGUUUGAAUCAGGAAGAGAACUUAUUACAAAGGCUCAACCAGACAGGGAUCCUACCAAACUAAAAUGGAUGGUUGGUAUCAUGGUUUCAGCUACAAUAGUAAAAUUUGUACUCAUGGUAUACUGUCGCAGAUUCAAAAAUGAAAUUGUCAGGGCAUAUGCUCAAGAUCAUUUAUUCGAUGUCAUUACUAAUUGUACUGGUCUAGCCUCAGCUGUAUUGGCUAUCAGAUUCUUCUGGUGGCUCGAUCCUAUCGGAGCUGUACUUAUAGCUCUAUACACAAUAAGCAAUUGGGCAGGUACAGUGAUGGAGAACGUUUGGUCGUUGAUCGGAAGGACAGCCCCACCAGAAUAUUUAGCAAAACUGACGUAUCUAAUCUGGAAUCAUCAUGAAGAGAUUAAGCAAAUCGAUACCGUUAGGGCAUACACAUUUGGUAGUCAUUACUUCGUGGAAGCUGAUAUUGUCCUGCCAGAGGACAUGUCCCUCGGUCACGCGCAUAACAUUGGAGAGACACUUCAAGAGAAGCUUGAACAACUUUCUGAAGUCGAACGAGCUUUCGUUCAUAUCGAUUUCGAAUACACUCAUCAGCCAGAACACAAGCCGAAGCGAGCUAGCUAGAAGGAACAAAAUCAUGGCCAAGAUUGUGGAUCAUUUGAUCUGGUUAAUUGAGUUAAAUGCCCACUUUUAUUGUGAUUAAGUAAACAGAAUGAGCUAGUGGUCAUUACCGGCCUGAUUCCUUUCAGGAGUAACAAUGGAUUUAAGAAUAUUAACAAUAAUAUGAUUUGAGGGCGUUGCCGGAUGGUUAAAGGUAUACUCCCUUUUUAGUCAUGAGGAUUAGUUCAAAUCUCAAAUCAGGUUGUGGGAAAUAAAAUUAUCACAAAUUCCUUGAUUUCUAAUCUUCGCGCUUUUAGAGACGUCCUGCUCUCCCUUUGCCAACCAUCAGGGACAGCAAGAUGAUAAUUUCCGUGAGUAUCAUCAAACUCGUACUGAAUUCCUUC